AUGCUCCUCGCACGACAGACCUAUGCAGCCAUGGCCGAGAUCGUCGUCAAACAGCUCCCGACAGGCGCGAGGUUGAUUGACUGGGUUGGGGAGCGCCUCCGGGUACAUUGGAUGGGGCAAGUGCCAGAGUACAAGCAUAUCGUCGUAGGUUUACUUGAUGUGCAGGAAGUGAAGGACGCUAUUCUCGGCUGGUGGGGGGUUCUCGUGGGGGCGCUGGUGGAAAAUUCCAAAAAGCCGCCUUCGUCGAAACGGGCACUAGCGUACGAAAAAAAGCGGGAGGAAGAGCGCUUUCCGAAGCAAGAGGAGUUCAGCAGCGAGCCGAGCAUCGUCCGCAAGGCUCUCGAGCUGGGAGUGGAUAGUCGGCGUGUCGCUCAUAAACUCACUUGCGUGUUCGGGGCCAUCGAUGAGGUCGCCGACAAGACCCUCACGCAACAGACGGACGCGGCCCAUCUCGUCAAAGUGGCGUAUCCUGCCGAAGACGUUGAUCUGGACGUUCAUCAACGGCGUCUGGUGUAUAACAUUGCGGGGUGGCUUUUGAGUAGCGCUCUUUCGCGCGUGAGUAGACAGCGUUCUCUUGGUUCGGCGUUCUUGCCCUUCUUCAACAGCCACAAAGUUGCCUCCGCUGAGGAGUUUCGGGAAGCUUAUCCUCAUUUCAGUGGCUUGGAAUUCGUGGUUGAGGAGAGGAACAAUCCGUGGGAAGGGAAGGGUCUCAUUUUCGCGUCGGCUGAUUUUUUUCUUUUCGUGCGGGCGCUUGAGUCAGGGUAUAGAUCUUCACUGCUCAACCCCGCCCUGUUGGCGGCGCCUUUGAGCUUCGGGAAGAAGGUCUCCGCGUGCCAAGAAGCACACAUAGAACAGCGGGGAACUUUGGCGGCAGCGGUAGCGACGCCAAUGCAGCCUGCACUACGAAACACGUGGUCGUCCUCGAGGACGUGA
This is a messenger RNA of Ectocarpus sp. CCAP 1310/34, 933 nucleotides long. NCBI's taxonomy places the organism in Eukaryota, Phaeophyceae, Ectocarpales, Ectocarpaceae. The record is from the annotation of a GenBank genome assembly.